Wallemia mellicola CBS 633.66 is the source of this 405-nucleotide messenger RNA. RefSeq lists its product as hypothetical. The transcript has 2 exons. Bases 1 to 321 code for a protein of 106 amino acids. The record is from RefSeq and is a predicted model, not a curated record. Lineage: Eukaryota; Fungi; Basidiomycota; Wallemiomycetes; Wallemiales; Wallemiaceae.
AUGUCAUAUAAAUUGAUAUUUUAUUGCCCAAUUAAGAAUACUUCAAAUGUAUUAAGGGGUAUUUUUGAUAAAACUACUGCAGGUGGUAUAGGAAAUUACACUGAAUGUUAUUUCAAAACAAAAGGAGUCGGUAGUUUCAAGCCAUCAUCAGAGGCGAAUCCACACAUUGGUGAAGCUAACAAAGCUGAAUACGUAGAAGAGGAUAAAGUGGAGCUAUUGACUGGUGGAGUUGAUAACACUAAGAAGACGGUAGAGGUGUUGAAGAGUGUACACCCAUAUGAGGAAGUUGCUUAUGAAGUCUACAGAAUAGAAGAUUUCUGAAGUGCAGGCCAAUCAGAGAAUGUGUAAAUAAAGUGAGAGAUUAAAAUUGUGUAUCAAAAUACUUGUUAUUCUAGAAUGCUUUGU